CUCACACAUCCUUUGUUUGUGUCUGUUGUUUACAGAGAUGGUCGUAUUGAAGCUGUGGGCCAGGCAGAUGUUAUUCGCAGUCAGUUUUCAGGAGCAACAUUUGAAAGAAUAAUCAACUGCUCUGGGAAGUGUGUGUUACCAGGCCUGGUAGAUGCACAUACACAUCCAGUGUGGGCUGGUGAUAGGGUUCAUGAGUUUGCAAUGAAGCUGGCAGGUGCGUCCUACAUGGAGAUCCACAAGGCUGGAGGAGGAAUACACUUCACGGUGGAGCACACGCGGAAGGCCCCGGAGGAGGAACUGUUCAUGACUUUCCAACACCGUCUUGAACGUAUGCGCAGGGCGGGGUCUACAUUGGUCGAGUGCAAGAGUGGAUACGGCUUAAACCUAGAAACGGAGCUGAAGAUGCUCAGGGUGAUCGAACGCGCCAGGCGAUCCAUCGAUAUUGGCAUUUCUUCAACGUACUGCGGAGCCCAUUCCGUGCCGAAAGGGAAAACUGCCACUGAAGCCACAGAUGACAUUAUCAAUAACCAUCUCCCUAAACUGAAAGAGCUCCAACUAAGUGGUGAAAUACAAGUUAACAAUAUAGAUGUGUUCUGUGAGAAGGGAGUCUUUGAUCUGGACUCUACUAGGAGAAUUCUUCAAGCUGGAAAAGAGAUAGGGUUACAGAUUAACUUCCAUGGUGAUGAACUCCAUCCAAUGAAAUCUGCCGAGCUUGGAGCUGAACUAGGGGCCCGGGCUAUCAGCCACCUGGAAGAAGUGAGCGAUGAAGGCAUCACGGCGAUGGCGAGAGCUAAGUGUGCCGCUGUGCUUUUACCAACAACUGCCUACAUGCUAAGACUGAAGCAACCUCAAGCUAGAAAAAUGUUAGAAGAAGGAGUUAUAGUUGCUCUUGGCAGUGACUUUAAUCCUAAUGCUUACUGUUUUUCAAUGCCUAUGGUGAUGCAUCUGGCCUGUGUGAACAUGAAGAUGACCAUGAAUGAAGCACUAGCUGCUGCCACCAUUAAUGCAGCCUACGCUCUGGGAAAAUCAGACACUCAUGGCUCCAUAGAGACUGGCAAGCAGGGGGAUCUUGUUGUCAUAAAUUCAUCAAGGUGGGAGCACUUGAUUUACCAGUUUGGGGGACAUGAAGCAUUGAUAGACUACGUUAUAGUUAAAGGAAAAGUCAUCUAUCAAAAUGAGAGGUGUGGGACAAUGAGCAGUUACUGA
Mesitornis unicolor (brown roatelo) is the source of this 1206-nucleotide messenger RNA. It is a transcript of the gene AMDHD1, whose product is annotated as amidohydrolase domain containing 1. The annotation marks the transcript as partial. Gene Ontology annotation, cellular component: cytoplasm. Gene Ontology annotation, molecular function: imidazolonepropionase activity. The transcript is spliced from 8 exons. The record is from RefSeq and is a predicted model, not a curated record. Lineage: Eukaryota; Metazoa; Chordata; Aves; Mesitornithiformes; Mesitornithidae.